AUGGCGCGCCUCCUUCUCAGUGUCCUCCUGAUGUCCCUGUCCCUGCUGCUGCCACUGGUGGCCUCCUCAGGUAUGUUUGAGCUGAAGGUCCACUCGUUCAGCACCACGCGGCGGUACUGCCGGAGGGCCCGUGACUGUAACAUCUUCUUCCGGAUUUGUCUGAAGCACUCUGAGGAUGUGAUCUCAGCCGAGCCUCCGUGCACCUUCGGUACCGGCCAGACCAGCCUGAUGCGUGCCGAGCUCAGCUCCAUCGCCAACAGCGCCGCCAUCCGAGUGCCCUUUCACUUCAAGUGGCCGGGAACUUUUUCUCUGGUUAUUGAAGCUUGGAACGCAGAGUCACCCAAAGAGCAUCCGGAUCAUACCGAGAACCAGAACAACCUCAUCAGCCGUUUAGCGACGCGCCGGCGCCUGGCCAUCGGUGAGGACUGGUCUCAGGACGUGCACUUCGGCGAGCAGAGCGAACUGCGCUACUCGUACCACGUGUUCUGCGACGAGUUUUACUUCGGAGACGCGUGUUCAGAUUACUGCCGGCCGCGGGACGACACGCUCGGCCACUACACCUGCGACGAGAACGGGAACAGGCAGUGUCUGGAGGGCUGGCAGGGAGACUACUGCUCCGACCCCAUCUGCUCGGCCGACUGCGACGAGCGCCACGGUUACUGCGAGGCACCGGGGGAGUGUAAGUGCCGGCUGGGCUGGCAGGGCGCGUCCUGCAGCGAGUGUGUGCGCCACCCGGGAUGCCUGCACGGUACCUGCUCGCAGCCCUGGCAGUGUGUGUGUAAGGAGGGCUGGGGCGGCCUCUUCUGCAAUCAGGACCUCAACUACUGUACCAACCACCGGCCCUGCACCAACGGUGCCACCUGCACCAACACCGGACAGGGCAGCUACACCUGCACCUGCCGGCCCGGAUACGGCGGCACCGACUGCGAGCUCGAGAUCAACGAGUGCGACUGCAACCCCUGCAAGAACGGCGGCAGCUGCAACGAUCUGGAGAACGAUUACUCCUGCACGUGUCCUCAAGGUUUCUACGGGAAGAACUGCGAGAUCGUGGCCAUGACGUGUGCCGAUGACCCGUGCUUCAACGGAGGGACGUGUGAGGAGCGAUAUACUGGCGGGUAUUUCUGCCGGUGCCCUCCUGCCUACACCGGCUCCAACUGUGAGAAGAAACUGGAUCGCUGCAGCCACAAACCCUGCACCAAUGGUGGUGAGUGUGUGGAUCUGGGUUCGGGCAUGAUGUGCCGGUGCCGCCCUGGUUUUGCUGGCCCACGCUGCGCCGUCAACAUCGACGACUGUGCACGCUCGCCGUGCCUGAACGCGGGAACCUGUGUCGACGGCGUUAACGACUACACGUGCUCGUGCACCCUCGGCUUCUCCGGCAAGAACUGCAGCGUGCGUGACGACGCCUGCCUGGGCCACGCCUGCCUGCACGGCGGCACCUGCUACACGCAUUUCUCCGGCCCCGUGUGCCAGUGCGUGCCCGGCUUCAUGGGCCCCAGCUGCGAGUUCCCCGUACUGGACAGGACGGUCCUGGAGCGGGCCGCGCCGCGCACCUCCCGGGGCUCGGCUCCCUCCACUGUGGCGGCGCUGUGUGUACUGGGCGUGCUGGCCGCCUGCCUGGGGGCCUGCGUGGCCGUGGUGUUCUUCAGGCGCAGGAGGCAGCGUCUGCGCAGGCAGCAGCUCUGCGACUCGGUCUUCAACGACCUCGAGGCCACCAACAACCUCGACAGGCAGCCGUACCCAUAUGACCGCGACUUCCUGUCGAGGGCCGUCGCUCAGGCCAAGCCGAGCAACACCGAGGCCAGGCUCAGCGGCUCGCUGGCUCCCAGUCACACGCUUCCUGCGGGGCGGGACUUCCUCUGGAGUGCAGGAGGAGUGGGCAUGAGAUAACACACACACACACUCACACACACCAGCAAUAGUUCAGGAAACACACACACACACAUACACAUAAACAGAGAUGGAGGUUGAAAUGAAACUAGCACUUCUUUUCCAUAUUUUGAAGCUGAUUGAAUGAA
This is a messenger RNA of Trichomycterus rosablanca, 2015 nucleotides long. It is a transcript of the gene dlb, whose product is annotated as deltaB. Gene Ontology annotation, cellular component: plasma membrane. Gene Ontology annotation, biological process: cell communication; negative regulation of Notch signaling pathway; Notch signaling pathway. Lineage: Eukaryota; Metazoa; Chordata; Actinopteri; Siluriformes; Trichomycteridae. Gene Ontology annotation, molecular function: calcium ion binding; Notch binding. The transcript is spliced from 7 exons. The coding region runs from base 1 to 1887 and encodes 628 amino acids. The record is from RefSeq and is a predicted model, not a curated record.